Messenger RNA from Callorhinus ursinus (northern fur seal), 696 nucleotides. It is a transcript of the gene SPATA12, whose product is annotated as spermatogenesis associated 12. The record is from RefSeq and is a predicted model, not a curated record. Lineage: Eukaryota; Metazoa; Chordata; Mammalia; Carnivora; Otariidae.
AUGUCCAGCUCGGCCCUGACUCUCGGGUCCACCCUGGAAGAGUCAGGAGACACCCGGGGAAAGAAGGCAAUGGCCUCCUCCCGCCUUGUUGUUCCGUGGCCACCAGAGACCCUGAGCAUCAGCUUAACCCCCAACAAAUCCUCCCUGUGCCAGGGACUGAGCAGUCGGUGGGGGGCAGCCCCUGCCCUCCCAGGGCUCACAUUCGCAGGGGCCGUACACCAAAGCAAGGCCUGUCGGAGAUAGUUAAAAGCACCCAAUUCUCUUGACAUCAGACUCAAUCUUCUGGAAGAUCCCCCUCCCCUUGACCUCCCCUGAUACAACUGAACAGAGCUCCAGAAAGACACAGUUGGCAGGUUAUUCACCACUUCCCACCUCACUUUUCUUGGUCAGAAAGAUGGGGAUACUGAGAAGACCUGUGCCAUAGGACAGUUCUAGCUGAUCUAUGAGGAUGCCAGUGCAGAGCCCAGUAGCACAAGGCAUAGCCAUUCAGAUCAACUGGCAUUUACUGAGGGCUGCUACGUCAGUUCCUUUUCCACAGAAUACUCCAUGCAUGCUGCCCCGAGGCUCAUACUCAUCGCCCAGGUGGCAGUUUCAGGAAACAUCAUCACUCCAGGUCCCGCUGGAAAGGAAGGCAUUAGCCUCCUGGUCAACCACGAGAGCACACAGUGCCGAGAGCUUACACCAGCCACGUGCUAG